UAACCCAUAACACCUAAACUUCAUUGAAGCAUGAGAGAAAACUGAUAACAUGAUUAGAAUGUGUCCCACUGCCAGAGGAAAAGAUAUUGAGGACAGUUUGGAUGUAUUUUAAUAAGCAAGGUAAUGAAGUCUUUGUGAAGUGGUAAUCUGGGGACAGUGUAGCCAAUGUCAAUAUAUAUGUUCCUGUGGUAAUAUGAUGUGAAUUUUCGUCAGAAUAAACCAACACAGAUAACAUCAUUUAAGUAAGAUAAUGGGAAACUUUGGUGGCCAUGCUUUACCAGGAUCUUUCUUCAUAGUUUUUUCACUAUGGUGGACAGUGCAGAUGUUUAACAGAUAUUACACAUCCCUACGAAAAAAUACACGGUUCACGUCUACUCCUACCUACCCAUGUACUUGUCUAUGUGGCCGAUUCAAAGAUUUUCCAAUUGAAUCCAUCGGCAAAAUAUUAUUAGUUGUUAUUGGAUUUUCCUUAGAAAUAUAUACUGGAUACAAUUUCUAUGUGCAUAAAUUCACCACUCCCGGAAAUGCACAGCACGCUACAAUGUUUUUCUUUUUCGGAAUGAGUGGUGUGAUAGAUUUUCUUGUAUACUUAAAAGCACCUAUACCUAAAGAUUUGGAUUAUGUUAUAGUGCUUAUAGCUUUAAGUGUUGAAGCUUUAUUAUUUCAUUUCCAUCUUCAUGGCCGAAAUGAACUGAACGUACAAUUACAUACGUUACUUAUAUACGCAAUUAUCUUAAAUUUAAUCGGGGUGAUUUUAGAACUGAAAUAUCGUCAUAAUGUCCUUGCAGCGCUUUCUCGAGCCUAUUUCUUUCUUGUUCAAGGUACAUGGUUCUGGCAAAUUGGGUUUGUUCUGUACAAUCCAAAUCCAUAUGCAGAAAAAUGGAAACCAGACGAUCAUGUGGAAUUCACUUUUGUGACCAUGUACUUCACUUGGCAUUGUGGGAUUGAUUUUUUGAUAAUGUUCGCCAUAGGCAGUUGUGUCGCUUUUUAUCAAAAGAGAUUUCAUACAAAUAGAGAAGAUGAUAUGUGUAUGAAGAGAUUAAUUCAUACUGGUACCAAUGGACAAACAUUAAUUACAAUGGGAGACAGUGACGAUAGUGAUAUAGAGUACCAGAAACCUGUUGUCAGAUGAUAAUAGAGAAGAAUAAUUUAUACCAUGAUAUUAGUUAAGCAUUCGGCUGAUUUGUCCAGUCAUUAUACUGUGUAUUCAUUUAUUUUCGUGGGUACCAAUUUUCAUGGAAACUUGCAUAUUUGUGGAUAUUUCAUUAUUUGGUUUUGGCAAGGUCUGCAUACAUUCCUUUAGUAAAUUUGCAGAUGGUUGAAUAUAUAUAUUCGUGGUUCCCUUGUACAACAUGAAAGCCACGAAAAUUGGUAUCAAACGAAUAUUAAUGAAUCCACAGUAUUUAUAUAAUCUGCACUUAUAAGAAUCUUGUAGGUAUAUUCGAUAAUUGUAAUUGUCAUUUAUCUUUUCAACUAUCAGUAGUCAGAGGUGGAUUUAGGGAGGGGUAGGGGGACCAGGUCCCCAUUUUUUGUGCAUGAAAUAUGACCGUUCUAUAGAGAAACUCUGAACCCUCACUGAAGCUAGUCCAUUGAAGGCAGUCAGUGGGCCCCUCUUAAGAUUUCUGGAUCUGCCAAUGGUAAUAUAUAGAGCACUGCGUAAAGCAAUCACCUAAUCAGUCAAUCAAUUAUAGAGCAUGAUAUACUCUUCAUUGCAGUGUUUAAACAAGGCUGCAUCUGUCAGAGUUGACAAUUGAUAUCCCCAUAAUUUUUAGUACUAUUUUAAAAUCAGUCUCAUUUUGUAUUGUACGAUAAAUUAUAAUUGUUUGUGGUAAACUUAGUGCAAUUUUUCCGUCGGGUAUUGCAAAAUACUGUUUCUUUUUUAAUCAAUAAUAGGUAUGUAUAUACAAACAUUUUUACAUCCUAUUUAUUUGUACUUAUUCAGGAGUUUAUAUAUAUUAUAUAUUAUGUUUUUAUUAUAUUUACAAAAAAAAAUCCAUGCUUUUUAUUUAUUUUUAUUCAAAAGUUUAUAAACAUUUACAUAUGACCAGUUUUUUGUUAUAUUUAAAUUAAAUGUAUAAGAUUUGAUAUUUUUUCUUCGUUUCAUAUAAUGAGGCUAAAUUUGUUGACCCAAUUCCAUUUUAUAUUAUAUAUGUUGCAAUCAAAAUAAGUUCUGAUUUUGUUCACUGAACUUGUUCAUUAUUCAUUUCUUCAUUAAAUAGAUAUAGGAAGAUGUGGUGUGAGUGCCAAUGAGACAACUCUCCAUCCAAACAACAAUUUAAAAAGUAAACCAUUAUAGGUUAAAGUACGGCCUUCAACACGAGCCUUGGCUCACACCGAACAACAAGCUAUAAAGGGCCCCAAAAUUACUAGUGUAAAACCAUUCAAACGGGAAAACCAAUCUAUAUAAACAAAACGAGAAACGAGAAACAUGUAUAUAUUACAUAAACAAACGACAACUACUGUACAUCAGAUUCCUGACUUAGGACAGGUGCAAACAUUAAAGUAUAUUUAUUGAGUUAUCUCCCCUUAUGAGGAAAAUGCCUAAUUUUCUUCAUUAGAUAAAAUGUUCAGUUUGUGUUGCAAUUGUUGUACCAUUUUGUAUGUGAUAGAUAUUAAAGUAUAUUUUUAUUAA
This is a messenger RNA of Mytilus trossulus (common blue mussel), 2632 nucleotides long. Its product is annotated as transmembrane protein 45B-like. The record is from RefSeq and is a predicted model, not a curated record. The transcript is spliced from 4 exons. NCBI's taxonomy places the organism in Eukaryota, Metazoa, Mollusca, Bivalvia, Mytilida, Mytilidae. Bases 251 to 1132 code for a protein of 293 amino acids.